This is a messenger RNA of Nymphalis io (European peacock), 1052 nucleotides long. RefSeq names its product allatostatin (gene AST-C). The transcript is spliced from 4 exons. Lineage: Eukaryota; Metazoa; Arthropoda; Insecta; Lepidoptera; Nymphalidae. The record is from RefSeq and is a predicted model, not a curated record. The coding region runs from base 114 to 494 and encodes 126 amino acids.
ACCAUCGUCUCGCUGAGGGUUGCAGGCUAUCCUGAGCAGCAUAAACUUUGUCUCAACGACGUUUUGAAUACUGCUUCACAGCCUUCGACAUCAAGAGCCCGUCGGACGCUACAAUGAACACCACCACGUACACGACUCUGAUGAUCAUCAUCGGUACCCUGGCUAUGCAAUUGAUGACCGCUGUUGCAGCUCCUAUGGAACCGGAUGAAGAACGAUCUGAUAAUACAUUGGUAGCUCGACCGGAAGACGUGGCAGACAUGGCCGUGCAGUGGGAUGCUCUGAACACUGCUGCGCUGCGCAAACUGCUACUGCAAUUGGAUGCCGAUGAUAGGUUGGGCAUGGCCAGAGUUAGUCGUUCUUGGCCACAGACUGAGCCCCGAGGUUGGGGACUGCGUGCGAUGGACGGCAGAAUCGCCAAGCAAUGGCGCGCCGACAAGAGACAGGUCCGCUUCCGACAAUGCUACUUCAACCCGAUCUCUUGCUUCCGCAAAUGAGCUGCCGGAUUAAAUGACCCAUAUCGCCAAUAUAACUAUUUGUAAACUACGAAACAUUUGUCAUACGUUUACGUAAUUAAUACGAUGUUAUUAAACUCUAAGAAUUAAUAAAUUAACUCUAUUUUUGCUGUUUUAUGAACGAUUACUAUUAAAAAUUGUUAUUAAAUACCUAGUCAAAUUUAUUAAACGUCAAUCUUAUUAUAUUUCUGAACAAGUCUGGCAAAAAUAAAAACACGAUAACUUCUUCUUCUAAAAUUCGUCUAUUUUGUAGCGUUUUCAAUAUACAAUUUACAUGAUUGAAUAAAAAAGGUCUAUGCUGUUCCAUUUCCGGGUUCCUCUUAUAUACGUUUCCUUCCUUUUUUCAAUACAUUCGUAUUACAAUACAAUUAUGAGUAAAAUUUUGUGUUGAAUACUUUUUUCCUGCUUAUUUUAUGUUAUAUUUAGAUCAGAAACUCUUUUAUAAAGUUAAAUUUACAUGUAAGAAUAAAUGUUCAGAUUAUUGGAUUCAUAGCAAAAAUAUUUUUAUAACAUUUUAAAUAUUUCAAUCAACAACCAAAC